AGUCUCGCAUCCUCAGGGUGAAGGUGGUCUCUGGCAUCGAUCUGGCCAAAAAAGACAUCUUUGGAGCCAGUGACCCCUACGUGAAACUCUCCUUGUAUGUGGCAGAUGAGAACAGAGAACUUGCUCUUGUGCAGACAAAAACCAUCAAAAAGACACUGAACCCCAAAUGGAACGAAGAGUUUUAUUUUCGAGUGAACCCCACCAACCAUCGGCUCCUGUUCGAGGUGUUUGAUGAGAACAGACUGACCAGAGACGACUUCCUGGGCCAGGUGGAUGUGCCGCUCAGUCACCUCCCGACCGAAGACCCGACCAUGGAGAGGCCCUACACAUUUAAGGAUUUCCUCCUCAGACCACGAAGCCACAAAUCUCGUGUGAAGGGUUUCUUGAGGCUGAAGAUGGCCUACAUGCCGAAAAACGGGGGCCAGGAGGAGGAAAACAGCGAUCAAAGGGACGACUCCGAGCACGGCUGGGAUGUGGUUGAUUCCGGCGACUCUACGUCUCAGAGGCAGGAGGAGUUGCCGCCUCCUCCUCUUCCUCCUGGCUGGGAAGAGAAGGUGGACAACUUGGGCCGGACCUACUACGUCAACCACAACAACAGGACCACCCAGUGGCACCGGCCCAGCCUCAUCGAUGUGGGGUCAGACUCUGACAACAACAUCAGGCAGAUCAACCAGGAGGCAGCUCACCGGCGGUUCCGCUCGCGGAGGCACAUCAGUGAGGACCUGGAACCGGAGCCCGUGGAGAGCGGGGACAUUCCCGAGCCUUGGGAAACCAUCUCCGAGGAAGCAAGUGCCAGUGGAGAUUCCUUAAGCUUGUCACUGCCACCCCCUCCCGCGUCCCCGGUGUCCCGGAGCAGUCCUCAGGAGCUGUCUGAGGAGCUGAGCAGGAGGCUCCAGGUCACUCCCGAUUCCAACGGGGAACAACUCGGCUCUUUGAUUCAAAGAGAACCUUCUUCGAGGCUGAGGUCGUGCAGCGUCACGGACGCGGUGGCCGAGCAGUCUCAGUUAGCCCUGCAGAGUGGCCCCUCUAGGAGAGCUCGUUCUUCAACUCUCACAGGUGGAGAGGAGCCAACGCAGCCCUCCGUGGCCUACGUGCACACCACCCCCGGGCUGCCCUCGGGCUGGGAGGAGCGGAAGGACGCCAAGGGCAGGACCUACUACGUCAACCACAACAACCGCACCACGACGUGGACCCGGCCCAUCAUGCAGCUCGCCGAGGACGGGAUGGUGGCGCCGGGCACCAGCAGCAGCAACCACCUGAGCGAGCCGCAGAUCCGGCGGCCCCGCAGCCUCAGCUCCCCCACCGUCACCCUGUCGGCCCCCCUGGAGGGCAUGAAGGACUCUCCGGUGCGCCGGGCGGUGAAGGACACCCUCUCCAACCCCCAGUCCCCACAACCAUCCCCUUACAACUCCCCCAAACCCCAGCACAAGGGGGCCCAGAGCUUCCUGCCCCCGGGCUGGGAGAUGCGCAUCGCCCCGAACGGCCGCCCCUUCUUCAUCGACCACAACACCAAGACCACCACCUGGGAGGAUCCGCGGCUGAAGUUCCCGGUGCAUUUGAGAUCCAAAGCGUCUCUGAACCCCAACGACCUGGGACCUCUGCCUCCCGGCUGGGAGGAAAGAAUCCACCUGGACGGGAGGACCUUUUACAUCGACCACAGAAGCCAGGUGUUGAUAUGUGGAGACAUUGAGCCCAGAGACUUAGUGCCCUCCUACGAUAAUAAAAUUACCCAGUGGGAAGACCCCAGGCUGCAGAACCCGGCCAUCACCGGCCCGGCGGUUCCGUACUCCCGGGAGUUCAAGCAGAAAUACGACUAUUUCCGCAAGAAGUUGAAGAAACCCGCCGACAUCCCCAACAGAUUCGAGAUGAAACUGCACCGGAAUAACAUUUUUGAGGAGUCCUACCGCCGGAUCAUGUCCGUCAAGAGGCCCGACGUGCUGAAAGCCCGGCUCUGGAUUGAAUUCGAGUCCGAGAAAGGCCUGGACUACGGAGGGGUGGCCAGAGAGUGGUUUUUUCUCUUGUCCAAGGAGAUGUUUAACCCUUACUAUGGUCUCUUUGAGUACUCGGCGACGGACAACUACACACUUCAGAUUAAUCCUAAUUCAGGUCUCUGUAACGAAGACCACCUGUCCUACUUCACCUUCAUCGGCCGGGUGGCCGGGCUGGCCGUGUACCACGGGAAGCUGCUGGACGGCUUCUUCAUCAGACCUUUCUACAAGAUGAUGCUGGGCAAGCCAAUCACUCUGAAAGACAUGGAAUCAGUGGACAGCGAAUAUUACAACUCCCUGAAGUGGAUCCUGGAGAACGACCCCACGGAGCUGGAUCUCAUGUUCUGCAUCGAUGAGGAAAACUUUGGGCAGACGUAUCAAGUGGACCUGAAGCCCAACGGCUCCGAAAUCAUGGUGACCAACGAGAACAAGAGGGAGUACAUUGACCUGGUCAUCCAGUGGCGCUUCGUCAACAGGGUGCAGAAGCAAAUGAAUGCAUUUUUGGAGGGCUUCACCGAACUGCUUCCCAUCGACCUGAUCAAAAUUUUCGACGAGAACGAGCUGGAGCUCCUCAUGUGCGGCCUCGGCGACGUCGACGUCAACGACUGGAGGCAACACACCAUCUACAAAAACGGUUACUGCCCCAACCACCCCGUCAUCCAGUGGUUCUGGAAGGCCGUCCUGCUGAUGGACGCCGAGAAGCGCAUCCGGCUCCUGCAGUUCGUCACCGGGACGUCUCGAGUGCCUAUGAAUGGAUUUGCUGAACUUUACGGUUCAAAUGGUCCUCAGCUGUUUACAAUCGAGCAGUGGGGAAGUCCUGACAAGCUGCCCCGAGCUCACACCUGCUUUAACCGCCUGGACUUACCUCUCUACGACUCCUUCGAGGACCUGCGCGAGAAGCUCCUCAUGGCCGUGGAGAACGCCCAGGGCUUCGAAGGGGUGGAUUAACCCGGCGGCCCCGGCGCCCCCUCCAAGCACAUUUUGCUGGCCCUGCCCAGGGGGGAGGAGAGACCC
Corapipo altera (White-ruffed manakin) is the source of this 3002-nucleotide messenger RNA. It is a transcript of the gene NEDD4L, whose product is annotated as neural precursor cell expressed, developmentally down-regulated 4-like, E3 ubiquitin protein ligase. Gene Ontology annotation, molecular function: protein binding; ubiquitin protein ligase activity; sodium channel inhibitor activity. The record is from RefSeq and is a predicted model, not a curated record. Gene Ontology annotation, biological process: ubiquitin-dependent protein catabolic process; regulation of dendrite morphogenesis. The coding region runs from base 312 to 2936 and encodes 874 amino acids. NCBI's taxonomy places the organism in Eukaryota, Metazoa, Chordata, Aves, Passeriformes, Pipridae. The transcript has 31 exons.